Messenger RNA from Australozyma saopauloensis, 1149 nucleotides. Its product is annotated as Gfo/Idh/MocA family protein. Gene Ontology annotation, molecular function: nucleotide binding. Bases 1 to 1149 code for a protein of 382 amino acids. Lineage: Eukaryota; Fungi; Ascomycota; Pichiomycetes; Serinales; Metschnikowiaceae. The record is from RefSeq and is a predicted model, not a curated record. The transcript has a single exon.
AUGAUUGCAAAAGAACCCUUGAACAUAGUAGUGGUCGGAGUUGGCUUGAUCGGGCCGCGUCAUGCUCAGCAUGUGGCAGAAAACCCCGAAACAAAUCUUAUGGCCAUUAUAGAUCCUUCGCCCAAAGGGCAGACUGUGGCCGAUGAGCUAUGUACUACCUGGUUUCCAAGCAUAGCGGAGAUGUUCCAGUACUUGGACCUGGAGAAUUUGCCCUACCCAGAUGGCGCCAUUGUGUGUACGCCAAACCAUCUUCAUGCGUGUGUUCUGGCAGAGUUGGCAGUCAAGGGUGUUCAUUUGCUUGUGGAAAAACCAGUGAGCACCUCUUUGGGAGAGGCUAAAGCUUUGAAGGAACUUGCACAAGAACACGACGUCAAGGUAUUAGUGGGUCACCAUCGUCGGUUCAACCCAUUUAUAGUAGCUGCCAAGGAGCUGCUUGCACGCGUAGGUGAGCCUAUAGCCAUCCAGGGCACAUGGGCACUUCAUAAGGACGACGAGUACUUCAAGAUGUCGCCCUGGAGAACAAAUACUCGUUUGGGCGGCGGUCCGCUUCUCAUCAAUCUCGUGCAUGACCUAGAUCUCCUCCAGUAUCUUCUUGGUCCCAUACAACGUAUCUAUGCUGAAGUGAUGAAAAAGCAGCGCAAAGAGUAUCCAGACGUCGAUGAGGGCGCAUGCCUCACGCUCCGCUUCAAGAAUGGCGUCACCGGUACUUUCCUAUGCUCCGACAAGGUCGUUUCUCCGUUUAACUUCGAAUCUGGAACAGGCGAGAAUCCCACAGUUCCUUCGGACGACCAACUUCUGGGCUUCUACCGGAUUUUUGGUUCCCACGGCACUUUAUCUGUGCCUGAUAUGACUCUUUACCAUCAGGAUGAGCUUCUGGGAAAAAGCUGGUUGCUGCCUGUGUCGAAGAGUAGUCUCGUUGGCGAGAGAAGCGAGCUCCGGCAAUUGAAGCCGUUCACCGCCCAGCUCCAGCAUUUUGUCGAGGUCAUUAGAGGCCGCGCUGAGCCUGCUUGUCAAAUUGACGAUGGAAUCUCGGCCUUGUUGUGUAUUGAGGCCGUCAUCCGGUCAAUUGACACAGGAUUGCCAGCUUCGGUUGGAUGCCCCAGUGAGGUUGAGUGUGACUACACCACCUUGAGAUACAAGAAAAAGUAA